Molecule: messenger RNA, 1224 nt
Organism: Miscanthus lutarioriparius
Lineage: Eukaryota; Viridiplantae; Streptophyta; Magnoliopsida; Poales; Poaceae
Source: the annotation of a GenBank genome assembly
AUGGAGGGGUGGGCGUCCGCGGCGGCGUACACGGCCGCCGCGCUGGCGUCCGCGGCGGCGGCGACGGUGGUGGCGCUGCGCCUCGUGCACCGGCACCUCCUCCACUACGCCGAGCCCACGCACCAGCGCUUCAUCGUCCGCAUCAUCCUCAUGGUCCCGGUAUAUGCAGUGAUGUCAUUUCUUUCCCUUGUCUUACCACAUCAAGCAAUCUACUUCAAUUCUAUUCAAGAAAUCUAUGAUGCUUGGGUCAUCUACAAUUUCCUUUCACUUUGCUUGGCAUGGGUUGGAGGUCCUGGUACUGUGGUGGUAAGUUUGAAUGGGCAAUCUUUGAAACCCUCAUGGUUCCUGAUGACUUGCUGUUUACCAGCUAUUCCUCUAGAUGGGCGUUUUAUACGGAGAUGUAAACAAGGCUGUCUGCAGUUUGUGAUCCUAAAACCAAUCUUGGUUGUUAUCACCUUCAUACUUUACGCAAAAGGAAAAUACGAAGAUGGAAACUUCAGUGUCAACCAGUCCUAUCUAUACAUAACUAUCAUCUAUACAAUCUCAUACUCUAUGGCAUUGUUUGCUCUUGCACUAUUCUAUGCGGCAUGCAGAGAUCUACUUCAGCCUUAUAACCCUGUCCCGAAGUUCAUCAUAAUCAAAUCAGUUGUGUUUCUAACGUAUUGGCAGGGUGUGCUGGUUUUCCUUGCUGCAAAAUCUGGAUUCAUAAAAAAUGCUGAGAAAGCUGCCUAUCUCCAGAACUUUGUGCUAUGUGUUGAGAUGCUCGUAGCAGCCAUUGGGCACCGAUUUGCCUUCUCCUACAAGGAAUAUGCUGGCUCCAAUGCCCGCCCUUUUGGUGGUUUUAGGGGAAGCCUUCUUCACGCGAUGAAAUUCAAUGACUUCUAUCAUGACACUGUGCACCAGUUUGCACCUACAUAUCAUGAGUAUGUGCUCUACAGUAACGAGGGGGAGGAUGAACCAACAAAAUACAGCCCCAGCACUAUCGUGCCAACCGGAGAGCACCUAGUAGAGCUGGCGGAAGUCACUGUUGUGAGCUCGAAGGCUCCAGGAAUGUCGAGUUUAUUGCUGAAUGAGGCUGAUCAGGCAGAAACAAUGCCCUCCCAAGUCGUGGAAGCCAACACCGCUGCUUCCGUGGAACCAUACGACCUCUCAAGCUUCCUCAACGUAGAGUUAUCUGAUUACCCUGAUCAGGUCCCUGCGAUUCCUAAUGUAAGAGAACAAUGA